AUGAGCUUUGUCGGCUUUGUGCCCGAGCCCAACUGCGGCUGCGGCACCAUCGGCAUCCUCUGGAACUGUCUCAGCACCAUUGCCCUUUGCGCGUGGUCGGCGCAGCACUGGGAUUUUGAGGAUAUGAAUCACUCCUUAAACAGGACUAUAGAUCCGCUGGUCGCUCCAGAAUUUGCCGCUUGGGAUGCGUUGGGCCACCUGCACGCGGCUCUAUAUAUUUUGGGAUCUGUUCGUCAAUUUCUUGGCUUUGAGGGCUGGAGUUUGAAAAAGUCGUUUCUCGUAACCGAUUUGGGCGUCAAGAUACGCGGCGACCCUCCCUUAUCUCUCAACGACAUGGAAGUGACUUUUCCUGCCGCCAUUCAGCUCCACGGCUUGAAAAUCGAGGGUUUCCCAGACGAUCGUAGGAUAGACGGGAGAAGCCAGAAAGACGCAAUUGGCAAGACACUGGUGCUCAUGCAGACAAUCUGGUUCCUCGCCAACGUCCUGGAUAGGCUCGGCCAUAUACGCCGGGGCAUGGAAUUAUACAUUUCCGACGGCACGGCCGAGGACGUGAUAAGCAUCACGGCGGGGGUAGUUAUUGUGAUCGUCCGGACCGUCUUCCUGGUUCAGAGCUUUGUUGUACUUCGCCGGGCACCAGAAGCGAUUUACGCCAAGACGCAGUGGUCGAGUUACUGGGCACAUCUGGGCAGCUAA
Messenger RNA from Lasiosphaeria miniovina, 693 nucleotides. RefSeq lists its product as uncharacterized. Bases 1 to 693 code for a protein of 230 amino acids. The transcript is spliced from 2 exons. NCBI's taxonomy places the organism in Eukaryota, Fungi, Ascomycota, Sordariomycetes, Sordariales, Lasiosphaeriaceae. The record is from RefSeq and is a predicted model, not a curated record.